Rhinolophus ferrumequinum (greater horseshoe bat) is the source of this 3493-nucleotide messenger RNA. RefSeq names its product zinc finger AN1-type containing 4 (gene ZFAND4). The transcript is spliced from 9 exons. Bases 90 to 2237 code for a protein of 715 amino acids. Gene Ontology annotation, molecular function: protein binding; zinc ion binding. NCBI's taxonomy places the organism in Eukaryota, Metazoa, Chordata, Mammalia, Chiroptera, Rhinolophidae. The record is from RefSeq and is a predicted model, not a curated record.
ACAUAUUACCAACGUUCAAAGCUGAUUUGGCUAGAACUGGAAUACAGUUGCCUACAACAUAUUCCAGAGGAAUUAGAAAAGUCAAAAUAAUGGAUAACCGAAAAGAGCCUCCAUUCUUCAAUGAAGAUAACGUGGGACCACUGUACUACAAACUUCCUUUCUAUGACACCAUGGAGCUCUUCAUAGAAACAUUGACUGGAACAUGUUUUGAGCUGAGAGUUUCACCCUUUGAAGCUGUUAUUUCUGUGAAAGCAAAAAUUCAGAGAUUGGAAGGUAUUCCCAUCUGUCAGCAGCACUUAAUUUGGAAUAACAUGGAACUUGAAGAUGAUUAUUGCUUGAAUGAUUACAACAUUUCAGAAGGUUAUACCUUGAAGCUGGUACUGGCUAUGCGUGGAGGACCUAUAAAUACUAGAAGAGUUCCUAUUGAAGAUCCACUUAGGGAGAUGGCUGAGUACAUGGAUUCCAGUCAAGAUGAGGUCUGGCAGAAGACCUCCUGCAACAAACAAGUUACAUUUUUGGUAUACCGAGAAGGAGAUCAAUUGAAUUUCUUUCGUGUAGUAGAUAGGGGAGAUGGCACUUUAACACCAUUAUCUGAAUCUUUAAGUGGUGGUUCUGUGUGUAAUGUAUAUACUGAUGAGGAUGAAGAAGUUGAGCCUUCUCCUUCUGGGCAACAGAUAAUUGAAAAUUCAAUAACUAUGAAUAAGAUGAAGCUGCUGAAGGCUAAGAUGGAGAAUAUGAAUCUCAGCAAAAAGCCUAAGAAAUCUGUCAAGGUAAAACCUCACCCACCUAUAGCUCCUCGACCUUCUAGUAGUUCCACAGCAGCUGCUCGGCACAGAUUGUUAAGAGUUCUCCCCCACAUUGGGCAGUCUUCUUUACCUUCUCCUGGGAAUCCACAUCUACCUGAAACAUCCAGCAAUGCAGUUUCAAGUCUGGCAACUCUGCCCCCUGCUGAUAGAACAGUAUCACUUGUCCCUAGUAAAUUUCUUACGGAAGAUGGUAACUGGGAGAGUAACACACUGUCUCCUUCUAAUGGUGGCGUCAAACUACCACCUCAGAUAACUCAUGUGGAGUUUGAAAAUGACAAAGCGUUUGUCGACUCUGUUCUCCAUCUUGAAUCAUCCCUACCUAGGCGGACAAAACGCUUUCCAGGAAAUUUGUCAUCUAAUAAUGAGGAUGAUGCUAUUUUAUUCCCAACUUCUGAAGAGUGUGUAACUGAAAAAUCACUUCUACCUGAAGUGGAUUUAUUUGCUUCAUUUACAGAAGGAAAUACUGAUGAACAAAGCAGUGGCUUAGAAGAUGCAUCGAAGGUAAAUCCAGACUUCUUACUCCCUACUGGUGAUAAAGGGUCAAAAACUGCAGAACAUCAUCUUAAACAUGUUGCAAGAGUGUUGAGUGGUAAAUCAGUAGAGACUACAGUUCUCAACCACCGUGAAUUAAGUCCUCAAAAGAAUAGACUCUUGUCACCUCUUCACCGUUCUACACCAAUGUCACUCCAUAAUUCUUUGGUGAAACCACAGAGACAGUCCAAACCUCCUGAGUCUGGGAAUCUCCAGUCUUCUGCUUCGCAAAAUGUGCUCCGGUCAUUGGAUGUUCGAAACAUAACUGAUUCUUCUUUCUCUAAGUCUACUCGCUUUCGAGCUGUUAAAGUUGAUUCACCUGGGAAAAGAUCCGAUAUUAUUUCUAAAGUUGAGGCUCGGGAUAUCACAGAAAUGGCAAACAAGGCUUCCAAAGAGCCUGUUGGUUGUGUAAAUAAUGCAGGUUUUCUUUCUUCGCUGACCCGUAACACAAGCAAAGAUGGGUUCCAGAGCACACGUGGGGUAGGCAAGCUUUGGACCUCGGGAAUUGGGCUGUCUACAAACCUCCAGCAUUUUCAGGAAGAAAGCUUUAGGAAAAGUUCUCCCCAAUUAGAAUCUACAGAAUUUUUUCUAUCUGCCCAUGGUAUUGGAAUGAAUGGAAAUAAUACAGCAACAGGGAAAAGAGUAGGAGAAUGUACUCAUCAUCUUCCACCUGUGAAAGCCCCUAUUCAAACAAAGAAGAAAACAACAAAGCAUUGUUUUCUUUGUGGAAAGAAAACUGGACUGGCUACUAGCUAUGAAUGCAGAUGUGGAAACAACUUCUGUGCAUCUCAUCGCUAUGCAGAAACUCACAGCUGCACCUAUGAUUACAAGAGUUCAGGGAGGAGAUACUUACAGGAGGCAAAUCCUGUAGUUAACACACCAAAACUUCCAAAAAUCUAAUUCUUGCUCUGCGCCUAACUGUUCUGCCCGAGGAAUUGUAUUGCAAUGACAGAAGAAACAUUGUUUAGACUACAUUAAUUUUGUUUGACUCCAAAAGAUUUGCCACAUAAUGAAAGCAUAUAAUGCAUGGUGUUGGAGCAUGAGAAUGCUGUUGUAUUUGAUAUCUCUAUUCUUGGGUGAAUCCAAAGUUUUUAAAUUAGUUGUAAAAACUUUAUAAUGAUUUAGCUUUGUUAUUGCAUCUCUUCUGUUAAGUAUUUUGUAUAUUUGAUAUUGCAAUUUUACUAGACAAGUCUGCAAAAUGUGCACUUUAGGAAGUUCACAUUGACUGUAACGAGCUUCCACUUUAUACAGAAAUGAGCUGUCAGGUCGUACCUCUACUCAAAUGUACCACUUGUGUGUGGGCAUUUUUAAAAAUCCCAUGUGUGAAAGUUUAUUGAGUUUACUAGCAAAUUCCUUUUUUAUUUCAAGCUACUUUUUAUUUAAAAAAAAAAAUUUGGUUUUCCCAUGUGGUUUUAACACAGAUUUCUUCCAUAUUCACAUUGGCAUUCAAACAUGUAUUCAUUCUAUAAAACACAUCAUGUUAAUUAUAGUAUAUAUUUCUUAAAAUGCUACUUUUUGAAUGGUAGUUUUAAAAUAGAAGAUGUCCCACUUGUUGCCAUUAAAUACAGAACCCAACUUUUUACUUUUUGAAAAAUGGCUACAUUUAAAACAGAAUCUCACCGCUUGGUUUGUCUUUGUGUAUGUUGAGUGCUAUUACCAGGAGAAAUUCAAAUAAAUAUUCAAUUUCAUUAUGAGUUUGAUUUUUGAUUAUUUAAAAUAAUUUUUCUCUUAUGAAUACUUUUAAAUUAAAACCAUUCAAUUAAAUAAAUCAGUAAUUUAUUCUACUUGGAAAAAAAUGAUUAUCAGUAUAAAGGUAUUCUUUUAGGGAAUAAGGACCCUGCUCUCCAGAUGUAACCAAUAUGCCAUUCACGCUUUGGGGAGGCCAUUUGCUUUAUGGAAGUUUAGUUGAAUCUAAUGGUGAACUCUGGUAAACAGCUGGCAGGCAAUCCACAUGGGGUCUGCAGGGUUACCAGAAGGCUAAUUUAGGGCCUCCACAGGGCCUCUUUCUUUAUAUAAGGUUGAGUGAACUAGAGAGUUCCCUUAACCCUUCUGUCAUGCAGGGUGGCAUGCGGCGGGGUCUCUGGUCCCAUUCCCCGCAUAAGAACGCAGGAUAUGGUGAGGCCAAAAAGGAACACCCACGGAGCCAUAGGUAGGGG